CAGCUGCUAACCGCCCCCACUGCUGCCGAACAGGAGCUGCGAAGAAGCAGCCGGAGCCACAGACUGCGGGCUAAGUUUGUCCUCCCUGGCUUCCCAUCACGAGUACAAGGGGCUUUGUUUCAUUGAUGAACAACGACCGUCGGGUUCGUUUAAAACUCACACCAAAAUGUACAGGCGUUAGAAACUGGCAAACACCUUCGUGACACUGUGGAUAAUUUGUAGAGACACAGAAAGCAGAGAGGAAGGGGAGGGGAGAGGGGAAAGUGCGACGGAGCGGACAAAGUUGACACUUCGCUGUCAUGUUUGGUACUUGUUGAAUAGUGCUGUGUGCUCACACACACACACACACACACAACACAGGAGCGUGUAGUGUGGGCAGCGUGCUGGGAACAGGGUCUUCUGUAUCGCCAUGAGGCUGUGACACAACAAUGAUGGCAGAGCUGGAAAUUGACCAGUCCAACCUUCCACGUGUCCAAGAAGUGUGCCAGAGUUUUGCUGUGCUGGAGGACGGAGUGUUGGCACACAACCUGCAGGAACAGGAGAUCGAGCAAUACUAUACCACCAACAUCCAGAAGAACCAGCUAGUGCAGAAUGACAUUCGUAUAGCGAAAAUGCUGCAGGAUGAAGAGGAAGAGGAGCAGGCCCAGCAGAGCACUCUCUUCAGACACGCCUCCAGACAACUAGAGGAGGAGGACUUUGAGUACGCACGUGUAAUUCAGGAGGAGAUCCAGCGUUGUGCUGCGGAGGCCCGGAGGAGGGAGCAGGAAGAUGAGGAUAUAGCUAAACGAAUGCAGGAAGAAGAGAAGCAGAGAAUCACGAGGCGGAGCAGAGGGCAGGAGUGCCAUAGUGAAGGCAGCGCCAGUGAUCCUGAACUGCCGUCCCCACACCAGCACACACUCGGCAGCCUUCAAGGAGAGAGGCAGUAUUCACCUACCACCACCAGGCGGCAAUGUUCUACCUCUCACCACCGUUCAGACUUGUCUCGGCCUCAGGCUGACUCCCCCAGGGGGUUAGCAGCUCAGAAAAACACAACUUCAUUGUCAAAUCAAGGACACACAGAUUCCAUAAGGGUAGUUUGGAGAGAGCGUUUGAGCGAGGAUUCAGAGGACUCGGACACAGUUUUCUCUGAACAGCUCUCCCUGAAAGAAAGACUCAACACUGCACCUCCUCAACGGCGGGCAUCUUCACAUCAGCCGCAAAUGAGAAAGUUCAGAAGUCUUAGCUCUCGCAGCAACUUCACAGAGGAGGAGAGAGGAGACAGGAAUGAGGGCUAUUAUGAAAACGGAGACCUGGGGAAGAGGAAGCCUAGGAAUUGGGAUCAGGAAAGGAACCAUAGAGAGGAGUAUGAGGGUUUGCACAGGAGCAGAGAUCAGGAUAAAGACUGUAGGUUAGUCGAAGUAGGAGAAGGGCGAUGUCGUCGCAGUGAGUCUGUCAGGCUGCAUGACGGGAGUAAACACAGCAGCAGAGACUUAGCGAGGACCUGGAGCUAUAAGGACAACCCUGACAAACAUGUCCAUUUUAAGGAGCACGCCAGGAGCUCUAACAGGCAGCAGCAGGGGGAAACCAGGCGAGUCUGGGAGAUGCUGGGCCAGGUCCUCAGAGAGAGGGGCGUGCCUGUGAGGUUCGGUGGCAACGGGGCGCCACUACAAAUAAGUCCUCAAAGCAGAGACAGCCAGGUGCUUCAUGGGAGUGAGGUCUCAUGCGGCGACUCCCAACCACAUCAGAGAGCCUUCCAGAGGGCUGCUGCCACCAGGCACAGUUUCCAUGGAGAUAUCAGGGAGAGGAAGAGACUGUCACACCGAGAGAACAGCGGGAGAGAUCACAAAGAAGACCGGCACCGUAAUAAUGUGGAGCGUGAUGAAAAGGUUUACGAGAUAAGUCGUAGAGACUCGUAUCUUUCUAACAAAGAAAGGGGAGGCAAUAGAAAGUGGAGCGAGCACAGAUACACUAAUGCUGACGAGAGCGAGAGGAAAGCAAACGAUGGCAGGGCCAAGAGGACAACAAGCGAGCGCAGGCAUUGGCACACGACCAUAGAAGAAAGGUUAAGCUCGGAGGAGGAGCAGGAGGCGGAGAGGAGAGUAGAGCGGCCUCGUCGAAGAACCCCACGGCGUAGCCACAGCCUCAGCAGCAGCGGGGCUUCAUCCAAGGAUAGGUCAAGGCACGCGGCAGCAGGAGCGUCACUGCAACCAGAACCAGGCGAGGCGAGCCUGGACCUGGGGGAGCUGCAGCAGGUCCUACGGGAUGAAGAACUUGCUCACAAGCUGCAGGAGGACGAGGAAAAGCUGUUGAGGAGGGACUCCCCGCCCUCUCCAUAUAGUCCGUACCCAGAGGGAGACUUCAGAGUAGCACAAGUGGCGCAGGAUGAGGAAAUUGCACGCUUUAUGCAGAAGCAGGAAAUGAAGUCAAAGCGAAGAUCUCGUGAACUAGAAGGGCCGGCAUCGUGUCGCGAGCACAGAUCGAUGAUCAGUCAUCAAGACAGACAGGCUGCUAGAGACAGAACGGUCCAACGAGAGAGGCUUGACUCAGAGGGUCUUCCUUACCCCACUGAGGACUGCUCCCCAGAGAACCAGCCACCCGGCCCCUUCUCCACUAUACCACAAGCCCAGCAGAUCAGAAACAUUGCAGAAGAGCUGGACCCGACCUUCCAGGCCGGGAGUCAAGUCCAAGUCACGGAGAGCCUCCGAGCGGGACAAGCAGGGCCAACCUGUCAGUCACUUCCGAUGCCACACUCUGGCUCACGUGACCGACUCGAGGAGCCUGCUUUCAUCCCGCCCACAAAACGGCAAACGGACAAAUCAGUACGCACUAAACCCAAAGAGAAGAAGGAAAAUUGCAAGCAACAAUAAUUUUAAAUAUAUAUAGUUUUCAGCUUCAGAGAAUUAAGUUCUCUCUACCAGCCACCCCUACGAGCACUUUAGUGGAACACAUUUUACAAUAUCUUUCGGUUAAGUGAAUAACACUUAAGACUUAUUCUUUAUCAUUUUCAAAGGGAACAUUUAGGUUUAUUGAAGUAUUUGAAUUAUUCAGUGUUUAAUUUAAAUGGUAUACCUUUUUUUUUUUAUUAUUUUAUAGUUGUAACUUUAAUUAGUUUUUAUGUAGUUAAGCAGUGAGCAUCCAUCCAUCACCUAUAAGAGUCGUGUUAGGUCAGUUGACAUUUUGGAUGCGUUAGAUCUGGUGGCCUGUCGGAGUUGUCAAUUAAGGUUGGAAGUUCAAGCUGGCUGGUGCGUUGGAAGCCAGAGCCCUCGCUGUGAGGCAUCAGUGCUAAACACUGCACCACCGUGCCUCCUCCGAAGAGCGUCCAAAACUUUCAAAUGACAACAAGAAGUUGCUUUGAUGAACCUUGAACCUGAAUGACGUGGUUUUCAGACGAGCUACUUUAAGACUUCCACUUUGUGAGUGUCUGCCUGCUUUGUUUCAAAGCACGUUGGCAGGACUCCCAUGUUUACAAUAGUACAGUGACAAUCAAAUGAACAUGUUUAACCCUUAGUAAAUGGAAAUCCCAUUUUCUUUUUUUAAACAUUACAGAAAGCAUCAAGUAUGUUACAUUGUUUUGUAAUAUCUAGAUGUUGCUAUAUCUUUUGGGGACAGUACAUGUUAUGUAACAAAGUCAUCUAAGAUCCACUCACUACUUUUUUUAUUGGAGGUGUCAACUGCAUCUCACGUCACUCACACCAGACACCAAAGAACAUCCUUGAAGUGAGACGGGUUAGGUGUCUUCCCCCCCCCCCCCAUAUAUAUAUACGUCCACCUGUUAUCACAUGACUAAAUUCCAACACAUAGGUCCCAUGACGACACCUGAGCCAGCUUCAUUCACAGAGUGAAGACAGGUGCAGUCAAAGCUCCAGAAAGCUUGGUACAUAUCAAACUUGUGUUUUUGUAUAUUUGCCAGGUGUGUUGUUAUCGGUCCAGAGACCGUCAACAUUAUUCAUUAUACAGAAGUUCUUGCGCUAACAAAAUAUUUAGUUUGUUUUUGUAUCUGCAUAUUACUCCCACAUUUAAAGCAUCCUUUUUGUUGUUUGUUUUUUUUAUACAAAUAAAAUCUGCCACUGCUUAAGUGGACCACUAUGAA
Molecule: messenger RNA, 4069 nt
Organism: Cottoperca gobio
Lineage: Eukaryota; Metazoa; Chordata; Actinopteri; Perciformes; Bovichtidae
Gene: ccdc187
Product: coiled-coil domain containing 187
Exons: 13
Coding region: 429-2846 (805 amino acids)
Source: RefSeq, a predicted model, not a curated record